CCCCCCCCCCCCCUCCUCUCCUGCUUUGCCCGCCACCUUCUGGCCUGCCAAGUGCUCCGGCCACUCUCCCCCCUUGUGCCUUGUCUGCCCGGCCGCGGGUCCAUUGGAUUUGCAUCCACCACACGAGGGAUGCCCCCUCGUACGCGCCCGGCGGCCGAUGCGAUGCCCCCAGCCAAGCGUCCGGCCCCGGACAUUGAGCCAGUCUCCCCGCUGGUGGUUGAGCCGCUGAUGUACUUCCUCCAGGCAGCCCUGAAAGAGGUGCCGGCCUUGAUGGUGGCCGGAGAGCCUGCGACCGUCGGCGGCCGGCGCCCGCUGCGCCUUGCACAUCUUGGUUGCGGCAGUGGCCGGCUGACGCAGCACCUUGCCCGGCUGGCGAUCCCGGGUGCUCGGGACUUCGGCCCGGGACUGGUGCAUGUCAUCGGGGUUGACCAUGAUCUGGCCAAGAUUCGCCAUGCCCGGCUGGUGGCCCGGGCCAGCGCCUCCCUCUGCUCGCCGGGCGCCCUGCCGGUGGUCGACUCCGAGGGGCAAAUGCCCCAAGGGUCGGCCGGGCCGGAGAGCUACUUCCCGAUGUCGCUGCCGGGGGCCGGCGGCUUCCUGCCCCUGCCACUGCCGGUGUUCGGGGAGAACAUCCGGCCAGUUGCCAGCAGCCCCGGUGGAGGCCACCUCGCACGCUGGCUCCGGUCCAGCCGCCAGCACAAUGCCCCGGUUGACGUGCGCCAGGGCGAGCGUCUGGAAGCCGCCGCCCUGGAUGCCCGGCGCCGAAUGCUGGCGCUUGGCGACCCGCUGCCGGUGGCCGAUGCGGCGGCCGCCUUGAAAAAUGCCCCUCCGGCGGACUUGCCACUGCAGGAGGAGCAGGGCCCUCGCCUUGAUCGACUCCGGUGGCCUUUCAAUGUGGCUCUUCUGUGUGCGGACCUUUUGGCAUCCGGGGCUGAUGACACCCCGCUGGACGAUGUCCAUCCUUCCCUGGGGGAGGUCCUCCACCCGGGCACCUUCGACGUGGUGUAUUGCUCGAGCCUCCUGCGAGCCGCCCUGCAAAAUGGCGAGCACGCCCUCCGAGCAGUGGUCGACCUGGCUGUGGCCUUGCUGGACCCGGCGCUUGGCGGGGCGAUCAUCCUGCACGUGCCGGCAGCCAGGAAGCGCCGCGGCGGCGUCCCCUUCGAUGAGGCCGGCCGGAGUCGGCUACAUGCUCUUCUUUCUGACCGCGUCGCGGCGCUCUGCCAAGCUGACGAUCGGCUCCGGAGCGCCGUGAUUCCUUUCAACACUCCCAAGGAGCGCGGGAUCAUCCUUCAUCGCCUGCCGGCGCCCGCAAAUACCGAUCAAGGGAAAUAGACGGCCCCGCUUGCCAGCCGGGAAAUGCC
Messenger RNA from Fonticula alba, 1358 nucleotides. RefSeq lists its product as hypothetical. The record is from RefSeq and is a predicted model, not a curated record. NCBI's taxonomy places the organism in Eukaryota, Rotosphaerida, Fonticulaceae. The transcript is spliced from 4 exons. Bases 130 to 1329 code for a protein of 399 amino acids.